GGUGGAAGAACUAAAGUUCAGACAGUGGGUGAGUUUAAGAGGUCAGCCUUCAAAGGAGAGGAACUAACACUGGAUGAUGACAAAAUCUUCUGGAACACUGAAUCCAAACAGCCUCCUCGGUCAGUGUGCAGUGAGAGUUGUCCUCCAGGUACCCGCAUGGCCAGAAAGAAGGGGGAACCUGAGUGUUGUUUUGACUGCGUCCCUUGUUCUGAGGGAAAGAUCAGCAAUACAACUGACUCCAUGGAGUGCACCAGUUGUCCAGAAGAUUUCUGGUCCAGCCCCCAGCGUGACCACUGUGUUCCUAAGAAAACAGAGUUCCUCUCCUACCAUGAGCCUCUGGGUAUCUGCUUGACAACCAUCUCACUGUUGGGCACAUUUAUCUGUGUUGUUGUUCUGGGCAUCUUCAUCCAUCAUCAUAGCACACCUAUAGUUCGUGCCAACAAUUCAGAACUCAGUUUUCUUCUUUUGGUGUCACUCAAAUUGUGUUUCUUGUGUUCAUUGCUCUUCAUUGGACGACCCAGAUCAUGGACUUGCCAACUAAGACACGCAGCAUUUGGCAUUAGCUUUGUGCUUUGUGUCUCAUGUAUCCUGGUGAAAACCCUGGUGGUUCUGGCUGUGUUCAGGGCCUCCAAACCAGGUGGUGAGUCCAGUCUGAAGUGGUUUGGUGCUGCGCAGCAGAGAGGGACAGUUCUGGUUCUGACUUCUGUUCAAGCAGCAAUCUGCACUGUCUGGCUUGUCUCUGCUUCACCAGUGCCUUAUAAAAACACCCAGUAUCACAGUGACAAGAUAGUUUAUGAGUGUGUAGUUGGGUCCACAGUUGGUUUUGCAGUUUUACUUGGUUAUAUUGGUUUACUGGCCGUCCUCAGUUGUUUGUUAGCUUUUCUAGCAAGGAAUCUUCCAGACAGUUUCAAUGAGGCCAAACUCAUCACCUUCAGCAUGCUGAUCUUCUGUGCAGUGUGGGUGGCCUUUGUCCCUGCUUACAUCAGCUCACCAGGCAAAUAUGCAGAUGCAGUGGAGGUAUUUGCCAUCCUGGCCUCCAGUUUGGGCAUCUUGGUGGCACUGUUAGGACCCAAGUGUUACAUCAUCUUGUGUAGACCAGAGAGAAACACAAAGAAAGCCAUCAUGGGUCGAGGCACCAAGUCAUGAAAACUAUAUCCAAGAGUUUUCUCCCAAUUACCACUCCGGAAUUUUACUGAACCAUUAAUAAAAUGUUUUAUAAGUGA
Molecule: messenger RNA, 1223 nt
Organism: Solea senegalensis (Senegalese sole)
Lineage: Eukaryota; Metazoa; Chordata; Actinopteri; Pleuronectiformes; Soleidae
Product: extracellular calcium-sensing receptor-like
Exons: 3
Biological process (GO): G protein-coupled receptor signaling pathway
Cellular component (GO): membrane
Molecular function (GO): G protein-coupled receptor activity
Source: RefSeq, a predicted model, not a curated record